ACUCCACUCUAGAUCUCUCUUCUUCUUUUGAGAACCAGAAGAAGAAGAAGAAGAAGAAGAAAGGGAGGACCAACUUUUCAAACCUCUCUCUUUCAAGUUUUCAUGGCUUAGGGACACAGAUAAUUUCAAGGGAGGGAACAUUAGCUGGUUUGACGUCCAAGGCCCGGCAUCACCCCACCGUCGAUUACGGAGCUCUUAAGAGAGAGAAGGAAAGAAAUUGGAAAAAAAAAAAAAGAGAGAGAAAGAGACUACUUAUAGCAGUAAUAGUGUGCAUAGCAUUAAAAAAGGUCAAACACUUAUUUUCUAGCUUUAUUACUUCAUCAUCUCACUCCAACCCCUCUUCCCCCAUUUCUCACCAUUUCUUUACAUCCUCUCCUCUCCCUCAUCAGCUCAGCCUCCUUUGGGAGCAACACAAGAUAAGCUGAGAACCAAAUAACAUUUCUCUUACUCCAACCAGGUUUCAGCUUUGCUCCUGCUGCUUCUUGUUCCUGCUGCUACACCCAUUUGUGAAAGAACAGAAACCAAAUUCACUUAUUAUUUUGUUAUUGAGGUGAAUCUUCAUCUGGGUCAUUAAAUUUUCGGAGAUUCACAGCUUGGUUUGAUCUCAGCUGCCCUUCUCUGUGUGAUUCUAGACUGCUUGUUUAGCCAUGGAAAAGGAGAAGCUUUUUGCGAAUGCUGGUAGCCCACCUCCCCUGAGCUAUGCUGCAUCUUCGUCAUCUCCACCUACCACCUGGCAUUCUUCAAAUUCGGCUAUGGAGCUUCCAUUAGGGGAGCUGAAUUGUUCUUCGGAGCAAUUGCCCAUUUGCUUCCUCAAUCUCAAUUGGGAGAAUUCCAUGGAUCAGAGCGUUCCCCUUGAAUCAGCCCUGAGCUCAAUUGUUUCUUCUCCGGCAACCUCGAAUGCCACAGGGGCCGUCCCAACAGACAGCGUCAUCAUCAGAGAAUUGAUUGGAAAACUUGGUAGCAUCUGCAAUUCCGGUGAGAUCUCUCCGACAUUGGGUGGAACUUCUGCUUCUUAUAUUGGGGGAAACAAUAGUGCCAACACUUCCUGUUACAAUACCCCUUUGAAUUCUCCACCAAAACUUAAUCAUUCCAUGAUGGGCCAUCAGGUCAGGGGGAAUCUACCAAUCCUGGGGAAUUCCAUGCCUAUACAUCCCAGUUUGGCUCCUUUCUGUGGUGAUCCUGGAUUUGCAGAGAGGGCUGCAAGGUCCUCCUGCUUUGGCAACCGGAGUUUUGGCGGAUUAACGGGCCAAUUUGGGUUCAAUGAAGCUGAUUUCCCUCACAGGUCAGUGCCCAGGCCGGAGAAUGGAAAGCUGUCCAGAGUCUCAAGCAGCCAAUCUCUCAAGGCUGUUGGGUCUCAGAUGGGUAGUCAGGAGAACAAGGAAACUCCAUUGCACGACGCAAUUGAGACAGAGAUAAGAUCUGCAUCCGCUCCGGCUUCGGCUUCGGCUUCGGCUUCGGCUUCAGAUAGAAAAUUCAGUAGAUUAUCGAGGUCUUCAACACCGGACAAUGCAGAAUUUGUAAAUGCUCUCGAGGAAUCUACAGUUUCCGAGCAAAUCUCAGGUGGGGAUUCUGCCAUGAAAGCUUCCAAUGAUGCCAAUUCCAGAAAGAGAAAAGCUACUCCAAAAGGAAAAGCAAAGAAUACCCCUUCAUCUCCUUCACGGAAAGACUCAAAGGAAGAGGAGGACCCAAAUGCAAAGAGAAGCAAACCAGCUGAAGCCACUGCAAAUGAGAAGGAUUUAACAAAGGCAAAGGAAGAAUCCCCUGGGGGUAACAAUGUAGGAGAUGGAGGUCAGAAGCAAACCAAGGAUAACUCAAAGCCACCGGAACCUCCAAAGGACUACAUCCAUGUUAGAGCAAGAAGAGGCCAAGCAACUGAUAGCCAUAGUCUUGCUGAAAGGGUCCGAAGAGAGAAGAUCAGUGAGCGGAUGAAGUUCCUUCAAGAUCUUGUACCAGGCUGCAAUAAGGUGACCGGUAAAGCAGUUAUGCUUGACGAGAUUAUUAACUAUGUUCAGUCACUGCAGCGCCAAGUUGAGUUCCUGUCAAUGAAAUUAGCCACUGUGAACCCCAGGCUGGAUUUCAAUGUGGAAAGUUUAUUCUCAAAGGAGAUUCUUCAAACUCGAGGAUCACUUCCACAUCCAAUUUUCCCAUUAGAUUCUUCAGCAUCAGCCUUCCCUUAUGGGCACCACCCUCAUCAAGGACCAUCCCUUCAAAGUGGAAUUUCUAGUGGAGCAGAGACCCAGUGCUCGGUGAACCCAUUAGAUGCCAUGUUUCGUCGAAAUCUAGGGUUGCAGUUACCUUCUGUUGAUGGUUUUGCUGAAGCUGCUUCUCAGCUCUCCGCAUUCUGGGAGGAUGACCUCCAAAGUGUUGUUCAGACGGGUUUUGGCCAGAACCAGAGCCAGGAAGUAGCAUUUCAGCCAGAGAGUUUCCAUGGCUCAUUGCCAACUGCCCACAUGAAAGUUGAGUUCUGAUCACCAUUUACCAGACUUGAAUUUGGUGGAGGCCCCAUGUAAAGGAGGCCUUUGUAUAUAAAAAGUGAUGCAAACGAGGUCCAGAAUUAUCAACCAUUACUCCUGUGCCAGAGAACUUUUAUCCUUUUUUUGGGUCCCCAUCUUUUUUGUUGAUCAUUUCAGUGACUGAUUCUUUGGAGAAGUCUUACAAGUUUCCUUUGUAAAAUCUUAGAACUAAUUGCGUCCUGUGGUGAAAAAUAUUAUUACACCACAUGUAAGAUGUAAAAUGGAGUGGAAGGAAGGUAGAGAUGGAAGGAAGGAGGAGUUUUGUCAUGAACUUCUGAUCCAACCUUUGUUGGGCAUAUUCAACCUUACCAUUCUGUAAUUCUAUUAUUAAUUCAUUGAGAUGUUUUAUUAUAUUUUAUGGUUCAA
Messenger RNA from Macadamia integrifolia, 2879 nucleotides. Its product is annotated as transcription factor bHLH78-like. Bases 648 to 2468 code for a protein of 606 amino acids. Gene Ontology annotation, cellular component: nucleus. Lineage: Eukaryota; Viridiplantae; Streptophyta; Magnoliopsida; Proteales; Proteaceae. The record is from RefSeq and is a predicted model, not a curated record. Gene Ontology annotation, molecular function: protein dimerization activity; DNA-binding transcription factor activity. The transcript is spliced from 8 exons. Gene Ontology annotation, biological process: regulation of DNA-templated transcription.